UACGGAUGUGUUAACUCUUGAUGAAGCUGUGGGAUACAAGAUAUCUUGGCCAAUGGAUAAAGUGAUUUUGGAUAAGGAUCCAAACUGUUCUGAAGAUUUAUCUAUGCAAAGCAAGGAAGGUGAAUAUCGAAGAUGCAAGAUAUAUGAUUGGACCAAUGAUGAGGACGAGGUCAUUGCUGAAGGUCUCGUGUGCUCUUCAAAAUCCAAAGACAUGGUUAACAACAUACCUCUGGGUCCCAAUGCUGUUAGUGUCGAAGUAGUGAAGGUGUUCAAUGAUCAAGCAUAUUUGUGGAGGCCAACCGCUGAUAUGUUCUUGAUUGGUGAUGCACUUAGCGAGAAAAUAGCAUGGCCAGUCCUAAAGGUUGAAGUCAUGCCUACACCUGCUACAGAAGUAACACCAACUAAAUGUGCAGGGAAGAAAAUAGCAUCACCUUCGAAGCCAGCCAAGAAAAAAGCAGUGAGUCCAGGCAGCACUAGUUCGACCAGAAGUCCGAAGCAGAAGUGCACUCUCUUGGAUUGCAACAACUCUGGACGUAAGGUAGCUGAAGGAAGGGUAGCUUCAACGGAUCCGAAUGAGUUGUGA
Messenger RNA from Brassica oleracea var. oleracea, 583 nucleotides. RefSeq lists its product as uncharacterized. The record is from RefSeq and is a predicted model, not a curated record. Lineage: Eukaryota; Viridiplantae; Streptophyta; Magnoliopsida; Brassicales; Brassicaceae. Bases 53 to 583 code for a protein of 176 amino acids. The transcript is spliced from 3 exons.